Messenger RNA from Bombus pyrosoma, 964 nucleotides. RefSeq lists its product as uncharacterized. The coding region runs from base 363 to 761 and encodes 132 amino acids. The record is from RefSeq and is a predicted model, not a curated record. The transcript has 4 exons. NCBI's taxonomy places the organism in Eukaryota, Metazoa, Arthropoda, Insecta, Hymenoptera, Apidae.
UUCGUUAACCAGUUGGCUGCUCUUUCGACAAGUAUACUCGUCACGAAAAAACGCCAGUACUUAUACUCGUCAUGUUACAGUUUGCUAUUUAAAUAGCAAUUUCAGCAAAAAGUAAAAUACAUUCGUAAGGUUUAAGAUGCCAGGAGGAAUAUUUGAAGGCCAAGACGAAAUGAAAGGAACAAAUAAGAAAAAUUGUACAUGCGACACAUUUUAGGGAGGUCAGUGGGGUGUUUUUUCAAACAGGUGGCAACAGUUGGUUCCCUUCAGAUUGAAGCAUUAGAUUCAACUAGAAUCAAACAUACUAUAAACUAUUAUAAUCCAAGUUACACUACCACGCCAAAAGAAUUUACUUAUAAUUCUCAAUGAGAAUUGAUUAUUCCACGAUUUUCCACUCAUUCUACAGGCUGCUCACAGGAUACAGGAAAAUGUUUGGAAGAAAAGUUAAAUGGUUUGGAAUAUGCAAAUGUACGCUGCUUUCAUCAAAAAGGGAAAAGUUUAAGAGAGCUUGUUCAUUGAUAUUUCUACCUUCACGUUUAACGACGUUAAAUAAUAAAUCCAUCCAACAACGAUCAGUUUCGUUAGAGGCUCGGGUAGAAGAAUUGCGAGGAGCAACCUCUGUUACUUUUAUUCGCACUCCGAUUGCGAUCGGUUGCGAUUUUUUCCAAAUUUCGUCCAAGACGUCAUCUGGUAAAGUAGUCCUUGGAACUUGUAAGAGGAAUCGAGUCGUUUGGUCGAAUUUUCGAACGGUUAUUCUAUUUUAAAGGACGCUGAAACACUUUGGUGAGUCGCUGUAGAGUAACCUAACCUAACAUGGAACAGCUGAUCUGAGAAACAUCGUAAAUAGAAUAACAUGCUUUCCUUGCGGCAAAAAUAGCGCGACGUUAACACGCGACAAAAUUAAUAGACGUUCGUUAAUAAGAUGUUGAAGGGUCUUAGAGUGACAGAAAAUGCGAAAUGCUGCGAG